AUGAUAGUAAAUGAGAAAACAGGAUCUUUUUCAAAUUUCACAGAGCAGCAACUGGAACAGCAGGAACAAGAUGCAGAUGAUAAAUUAGAAGAAGGUGGUGGUAAAGUAAGGGAAGGGGAUAAAAAGAAAAAACCUUGGAAUGAAGAAGAAAUGUUGAUACUUUUGAAUUACAUAAAAAUCUAUUAUGAAAUGUUUAAAGUAAAUAGAUCAUUAUUUUGUCGAAAAAUACAUAAAGAGAAGGUUAUCAAGGCAAGAAGUAUUGCUGCAAUUCAAAGAAAAAUUCAAAUUGUGCUCAAAAAAUAUGAUGACAAGGAAUAUAAUUGGAAAUGUAAAGAUCAAAAAAAGAUUGGUAAUGAUGAGGUAGAGAUGGUAGGAGUGCAGGUUGUUUUAGAUGUUGAUAAUCAAAAAAGUGUUCAAGAACCUGAAGAAAGAGAUAAAAUUAACAUCCAAAAUAUCAAGAAUAAUAAUAAACGACAAUAUUUUGAUAGCAAUAAUGAUCCUGCUUUAAUCAGUAACAAGUCUAAGAGUAAAAAAAACAAUUUACCAGCAAAAGUAAUUGCAAAGGCAAUCAGAGAAUUAGCAAUAAGUAAAGAAAGGAUUUGGAGAGAGAAGUUAAGAUUGGAAAGUGAGAGAAGUGAUAAAAUUUAUGAGAUACAAAAAAGAAAAAAUGAAGUAGUGAAACUUAAAUUGGAUUUUGAAAUAGAACAAUUUCAACUGGCAAAUAAUAUUAAAUUUAAAGAAUUGGAGUUGCAACAAAUGCAUUUACAACAAAAACAUCAUCGUUAA
Entrophospora candida is the source of this 786-nucleotide messenger RNA. The record is from the annotation of a GenBank genome assembly. Lineage: Eukaryota; Fungi; Glomeromycota; Glomeromycetes; Entrophosporales; Entrophosporaceae.